AUGCAGCCCUCUACUAUCUUCGCCAUCCUUUCCGUUCUCGCCCCUUUCGCUGCCGCCCACUGCUGUCAUGUUAUCAAUGAGAACAACGAAUGCAGGGAUGGCAGCUGGGGUACUCCGUGCUGUGGCCAGGGCGGUUGCAACAUCUUCUGCUGCAACUGUGACGGCGGUUGCCGUAGCGAUAAUCGCAAGCUAGCCAGCCGCGCCACCAUUGACGGUGCGGCAGACGCCGACACCUUCAGCGUCGCUGAUGUCGAUGGCACCGGGAACCUCACUCUUGCCCAGUACACCCAGUACAUGGGCGCUACCGAGGACGACGAGAUCUACGUCAACUGGUUCAAGCAGCACGACAAGAAUGGCGACGGUGUUGUCACCCCCGACGAGGUCCGCCUCAACUAG
This is a messenger RNA of Lasiodiplodia theobromae, 396 nucleotides long. RefSeq lists its product as uncharacterized. The coding region runs from base 1 to 396 and encodes 131 amino acids. The record is from RefSeq and is a predicted model, not a curated record. Gene Ontology annotation, molecular function: calcium ion binding. Lineage: Eukaryota; Fungi; Ascomycota; Dothideomycetes; Botryosphaeriales; Botryosphaeriaceae. The transcript is spliced from 3 exons.